This is a messenger RNA of Lodderomyces beijingensis, 3144 nucleotides long. The record is from the annotation of a GenBank genome assembly. Lineage: Eukaryota; Fungi; Ascomycota; Pichiomycetes; Serinales; Debaryomycetaceae.
AUGGGCAAGAAGGCUAUCGAUGCGCGUAUCCCGGCGCUUAUUAGGAAUGGGGUUCAGGAGAAACAGAGAUCUUUCUUCAUUAUUGUUGGAGACAAAGCUCGUAAUCAGUUGCCGAACUUGCACUACUUGAUGAUGAGUGCCGACUUGAAGAUGAACAAGUCUGUUCUCUGGGCCUACAAGAAGAAGCUCUUGGGAUUCACGUCACACAGACAAAAGAGAGAAGCAAAGAUUAAAAAAGACAUCAAGAGAGGCGUGAGGGAAGUGAAUGACCAGGACCCCUUCGAGGCGUUCAUCUCGAACCAACAUAUCAGAUACGUCUACUAUAAAGAAACCGAUAAAAUCUUGGGAAACACCUAUGGAAUGUGCAUACUCCAGGACUUUGAGGCCAUGACGCCAAACUUGCUUGCCAGGACAAUAGAAACCGUUGAAGGAGGCGGGCUCGUGGUGAUUUUGUUGAAGAGCAUGACAUCUUUGAAGCAGUUGUACACCAUGAGCAUGGACAUUCACGCGAGGUAUAGAACCGAGGCACACGAUGACGUUGUUGCGAGGUUCAACGAACGGUUUCUUUUAUCCUUGGGAUCGUGCAGCAACUGUCUCGUUGUGGAUGACGAGUUGAACGUGUUGCCCGUUUCAGGGGGCAAACACGUCAAGCGCUUGCCUCCGAGAGAUGACGAGGAGUUGCUUCCCAAACAGCAGGAAUUGAAGGAGCUCAAGGAGAGCUUGGUUGACGUGGAGCCAGCUGGAAGUCUAGUCAAUCUAGCCAAGACCAUCAAUCAGGCUCAGGCCAUCUUGACUUUUAUCGAUGUGAUUACCGAAAAGACCUUGAGAAGCACGGUGACCUUGACAGCAGGACGAGGACGCGGGAAAUCAGCCGCAUUGGGUGUCGCGAUUGCGGCGGCAGUGUCACAGGGCUACUCCAACAUAUUUGUCACAUCUCCAUCUCCCGAGAAUUUGAAAACUUUGUUUGAGUUUAUUUUCAAAGGGUUUGACGCCUUGGGGUACACCGAGCAUGCCGAUUACGAUAUUAUACAGUCGACAAACCCCUCGUUCAACAAGGCUAUUGUGCGUGUCGACAUCAAGAGAGAGCACAGACAAACGAUCCAGUACAUCUCUCCCAACGACAACUACGUGUUGGGCCAAGCAGAACUACUUGUGAUUGACGAAGCGGCAGCCAUUCCACUUCCAAUUGUAAAGAAACUAAUGGGACCUUACUUGGUGUUUAUGGCGUCAACAAUCAACGGUUACGAAGGUACUGGUCGCUCAUUGUCCUUGAAAUUGAUCCAGCAGUUGCGAGACCAGCAACAACAAACGGGACACGCAAGUGACCUAGAAAUUAUAUCGAGAGAUAAGGCACUGACGAAUGGUGGCGGCCAAUUGACGAGGAAUUUAAAGGAAGUUGUCUUGGACGAGCCAAUCAGGUACGCACCUGGUGACCCAGUAGAGAAAUGGCUCAACAAAUUGCUUUGUCUUGAUGUUUCCCUUUCCAAGAAUGCAAAAUUUGCUUCCAAGGGCACACCGCACCCACUGCAAUGCAAUUUGUUCUACGUAAACAGAGACACGUUAUUUUCCUACCAUCCUGUUUCGGAAGCAUUUUUGCAAAAGAUGAUGGCCUUGUAUGUUGCCUCGCACUAUAAAAACUCCCCCAACGAUCUUCAGUUGAUGUCGGACGCUCCAGCUCAUCAACUAUUUGUGCUCCUCCCGCCAGUCGAGGAAGGCGACAAUAGGAUCCCCGACCCGUUGUGUGUCAUACAAUUGGCUUUAGAAGGUGAGAUCUCAAAAGAGUCGGUGCGGAAAUCGUUGAGUAGAGGCCAACGAGCGGGCGGAGAUUUGAUCCCAUGGUUGAUAUCGCAGCAGUUCCAAGAUGAAGAGUUUGCCUCGUUGUCAGGUGCCAGAGUCGUGAGAAUCGCUACCAAUCCUGAAUACGCGGGCAUGGGCUACGGUUCAAGGGCCAUGGAGUUGUUGACGGACUACUAUGCUGGAAAAUUCACCGAUAUAAGCGAGUCGUCGGAGUUGAAUGACCACACUUUGACUAGGGUCUCCGGCAAGGAGCUUGCCAAUGCUUCGCUCAAGGAUGAGAUCACCUUGCGCGAGGCCAAAUCGUUGCCCCCGUUGCUUUUGAAGCUUUCUGAGAAACCGCCAUACUAUUUGGACUACUUGGGGGUCUCGUAUGGGUUCACGCCGCAGUUGCUGAAGUUUUGGAAGAGGUCAGGCUUCACUCCAGUUUAUUUGAGACAAACACCAAAUGAUCUCACGGGAGAGCACACGGAAGUCGUCUUGAACGCGUUGCCAGGUAGAGAAACGAAAUGGCUCCACGAGUUUUCCAAGGAUUUCCACAGGAGAUUCUUGCAACUUUUGUCGUAUGAAUUCAAGAAAUUGCCAGCUGUUCAGGCACUUGGUCUAAUUGAAGCAGCAGAACAAGGCGAAGGAAGUGAAUCACGAGGUAAACCUUUGACAAGCGAGCAGUUGAACGAGGCUCUAUCGCCAUUUGAUUUGAAGAGGUUGGACUCGUACGCCAACAACUUGUUGGAUUACCAUGUGAUUGUCGACUUGUUACCGCUCAUUGCCCGAAUCUAUUUUACGAGAAGAGCUGAAAAUCACGUGAGCUUGUCGUCAGUGCAAUCGGCCAUCUUGUUGGCAAUUGGCUUGCAGCAUAAAAAUAUGGAUCAGAUAGCUCAGGAGUUGAAUCUACAAUUGAAUCAAGCGAUGGCGAUGUUUGCCAAGACCAUGAGGAAAUUCUCCACAUUUUUCAGGGGAAUUUUAUCAAAGGCUAUUGAAAGUGAGAUGCCCGAAUUGGAGGAUGAGCAGGUGAAGGAAAUCGAGGAGAAGGAGCAGGAGGAGCAGGAGAAUUAUGAUGACAUUGAACAACGGAUGCAUGCUGACUUGGACGAAGCUGGAGGUGAAGCGAUCUCCGAAAUGCGGGAGAAGCAAAAGGAGUUGAUCAAUGCUUUGAAUUUGGAGAAAUAUGCCAUUGCCGACGAUGAGGAGUGGGAUGAAAAAGCCAUGUCGAAAGCUGCCAAGGGCAAAUCGGGCGGAUCUGGAACUGUGAGUGUUAAAACGGGCAAGAGAAAGUCCAAAGAGAGCGCUAGUGACAUCUACGAAAAGGAGAUGAAAGCCGUCAAAAAAUCCAAAAAGAGUCACAAGUAA